ACAACAUUUACUGUGGAAUUUCAAGAUGUCUGCGCCCAUGUGAAAUGGAAAGUGCAAAAGGGAAUAGGAAUGUUUGAAUGGAAAAAUGAGACGAUGGCAAAUUUUAAAGUGUUUAGGACUUGUAGCUAUUGUGUUUUUUAUUUUUCAGUGCUUUCUGUGGUUUCAUUUUCCAACAAAACAAGACCAGAAUCCAGCAACUUACGAUGUGAAGCUACUUGUGAAGAAGGUGAUGGCUGUAUGGGAAGACCUUGAGGACGCCCUGUUUGUGAUUGAGCCUGAGGUUCUGUACAAGAUAGUGGAGCAGGAGAAUUACUCGGACAAUGAGGGACGGUGCGCCGUCUUCUGUCACUUGACUAAGAGAGCCAUAGCCUUUGGAGUCUUCGGCCACAAAGUUGCCAUGCCAUUAGUGGUGUCAAAGUUCCGGCAGAGUGGGUUUGCUGCAGUAGAUGCCAAGGAAGACAACCCUGACUUUCGCCUCAAAAAUCCAGGUUCCCCUCCCCAGAGAAUCGUGACCCACAUUUUCCUCCAGGACAUGGCACAGCCGGAACUCACACUACAUGUGGUGGUCUUCUACCCACGGGCGGACUUCUUGUGGACCAGUCAGAUACAGAUGCCCACCUCCGACCUCAGCUUCGGGGCAUCAGCGGGGGCAUACGAUGUUUUUGAAUGGCGGAGCUUGACUAUUGACGGAGUACACAUCAGUGUUCCCAAGUCUAUUCGACAUUUCAUUCAUAUGGCCCAGGAGUCUAAGUUCCUGGAGUGUGACCAGGACCGCGCCCAGCUCUUCUAUACCCAACACCCCAGGGACGACUCAGAGGAGGCUCAGCGGUUCACGAGGAAGGCGCGGCAGCUGCUGGUCAAAGGGAAGGAGGUGUUGGACGCCCUGGGGGUCAGGUUCUGGCUCAGCAGUGGCACCUGUCUUGGUUGGUUUAGACAAUGUGAUAUCAUAACAUAUUCCAAAGACGUUGACUUUGGGAUCUGGAUUAAAGACCACAAGCCAGAAAUUAUUGAUGCCAUGGAAACAGCUGGUCUGCCCCUAAAGCAUGUUUUUGGCAAAGUGUCAGACAGUUAUGAGUUGUCAUUCAAAGCAGGGGAAGUAAAACUAGACAUUUUCUUUUUCUACGAGGAGGGAGAUACCAUGUGGAAUGGAGGAACUGAUGCUAAAACAGGGGAAAAACUCAAGUACGUCUUUCCAAAGUUUGACCUGUGCUGGACGCUGCUUCUGGACAUUCGUGUUCGAGUCCCCUGUCCCACACAACCCUACAUCCAGGCAAACUACGGGAAACAGUGGGACGUUCCGGUCAAAUCCUGGGACUGGAAGAGCAGUGCAUUCAACGUCCGACCCAACGGGGUGUGGCCGAAAUCAGAAUGGAAGGAGGUCAUUCAGGUGUACGAAUAAACAAAUGAGUGGUGACAAUUAAAGGAGCGUUAUUACAUAGAUAUUUGAGAGAAUAAAAGUUAUUGGCGACAAAUUGAUAGCCAAAUAAGUGUUAAGUCAGACAAAACAGAAAAUGUGAUAACAUGAACCAGUGACGUGUUCAGUCAAAAUCAAAGUUCAAAUGUUUGGAAAUUGCGAAACUUUGAAUAUAAUAACUAGAUUUGAUCAGUGAAUAAUGAUUUGUUAAGGGCUAUAAUGCAAUCAAACAAAAGAUUCUCUUUCGCAGAUUAUGGGAACAUUCUUAAGCUACUAGCAUGCAAACGUAGGUCAUGCUGAUGUUACUAAGCAUUUAAGUGAAUUGAUUUUAUGUUAAUAAAUCAAUGUAUAUUACAAGUAGCUUUAUUCUCAUAUAGAUUUACCAGCAGCCAACAAGAACACAUAUAUUAUUGUGUGAAUUCAAAGACUCAAUUAUCUAUUCAAAAUCAAGUAAUGAAAUAUCACUUCUUAAAUCUCGGCAUCAUCUAACUUUUUGGGGAGCAAGUCAAAUCUUUGUGAUUGUUCUUUUUAUUUCUAGGGUUGCCUUUUAAAUAUUUCUAAUGUAUUUGAAUUCUUAUAACUUCAUGAUGUAAUCAUGAUUCUUUGCAAAUGUCAUUUAAGAAUGGAUGGAUGACGGCUUAUGUGUUAUACACAUGUACGUUGUAUGUAUGUAGUUCUAUCUGGUUGUGCAAUAUGGAAUAGAAGGUGCUGUCCUAAUUACUUUGUACAUAAACGGACAUACAGAGGAGCUGAUAAUGAUCUUUGUCUUUUACUGACUAUGGUUGUGAUAAUAAAAUCAGGAAGUCUGUAUUUUUUCUAGCUUUAUAAUAAAACUGAACUACUGAG
This is a messenger RNA of Magallana angulata, 2260 nucleotides long. RefSeq names its product ribitol-5-phosphate transferase FKTN-like. The transcript has 8 exons. Bases 86 to 1399 code for a protein of 437 amino acids. The record is from RefSeq and is a predicted model, not a curated record. NCBI's taxonomy places the organism in Eukaryota, Metazoa, Mollusca, Bivalvia, Ostreida, Ostreidae. Gene Ontology annotation, cellular component: Golgi membrane.